Messenger RNA from Asparagus officinalis (garden asparagus), 588 nucleotides. RefSeq lists its product as uncharacterized. The record is from RefSeq and is a predicted model, not a curated record. The coding region runs from base 15 to 521 and encodes 168 amino acids. The transcript has a single exon. NCBI's taxonomy places the organism in Eukaryota, Viridiplantae, Streptophyta, Magnoliopsida, Asparagales, Asparagaceae.
CAUAAGCUCAACUCAUGGGCUCUUGUUUCUCUUCGGCCUCCUCAAACUCCACACCCACAGUCAAAAUCGUCGCCCUCGAUGGCUCUCUGAACGAACUCUCCGUGCCCGUGCCCGUGCCCGUGUCAUUUGUUCUCCCUUCACCUCAAUCCUCUGUUCUCUGUGACUCUGAUAGUCUAAACUUUGGUACGAAUAUUGUAGCUAUGAAUCCAAAAUCUAUGCUAGAACUGGAUCAUUUGUAUUUCGUGUUGCCCGCCGAGAAGCUGGGUUACCCAUUAUCGGGGCAAGAUAUGGUGGCCGUUAAGGCUAGCACGGCGCUUGCCCGUGCUUCGGAGAAAAGCGGCCGGAGACGGAGGAUGAAGAUCUUGCCGAUUGAGGAAAUGGGGGGAGAUGGAGACGUUGAUGGUGUCGAGAGAAUAUUUGAUGAGUUCAGGGUCAGUAAAGUUGGGAAAGAGGGAGGGAAUAGGUCUCUGAUGCCUGGGGUUAUAAGGAAUAGGAUGAAGUUGACUACAAUUGAUGAGUGAUGAGUAGAAUUUUUUUUUAAUUUACUUAUUUAACAUUUUUUUGUUUUUGUUUAUUUUGUCUGUAAGU